GAUCUUUGACGAUCAAUUUGAUGCCACCAACGUUGCAUCCUAUGAAUUUUAUCGGCUAUAUGUUCUUUGCACCCAAACAUCAAUCAAACUAAAUCCACCUCUCUCUCUCUCACUCACUCACCUACCUAUUAUUCUUCCAUCAUUGUUCUUCAUCUUCCUUGUCAAGCUCUCGAACAUGGAGGACGAGGAAGCGAAGAAGGAGACCCCGUAUGCCCCUCUCAGCAUCACCACCGAGACCAGAAGGAAGGGAGGGUUCAGGGCUUCGGGAUUUAUCUUCGCCUUGACGGGGCUGGAGAACAUGGGGUUCGUCGCGAACAUGGUGUCACUGGUGCUGUACUUCAUCUAUGUCAUGUACUUCGACUCGUCCAGCAGCUCGAACACACUUACAAAUCUCAUGGGCGCAACCUUUUUGCUCACCCUUGUCGGCGGCUUCAUCUCUGACACCUACCUCAGCAGGCUCAACACCUGCCUCGUCUUCGGUUGUCUUGAAGUCAUAGCGUUGGCAAUGGUGACAAUCCAAGCACGGUCAAAGCACCUCCAGCCCGACUUUUGCGGGGCUGGGAAAUCAAGCUGCAUCACUGGAGGUAAGGCCGUGUACUUUUAUGUGUCGCUGUGCCUGCUGGCCCUUGGAGUUGGCGGCGUGAAAGGAGCCCUGCCAGCCCUUGGGGCUGACCAAUUCAAUGCCAAGGACCCCGUUGAGGCCAAGGCCCUCGCCACCUUCUUCAACUGGCUCACACUCAGCACCACGGUUGGGGCUGCUAUCGGAGUCACCGCUAUCGUGUGGGUCAGCAUGAACAGAGGCUGGUACUGGGGAUUCUUCAUAUCCACAGUUACUGCCUUCAUUGGAUUUCUCGUCCUAGCUAUGGGGAAGCCAUUUUACCGCAUCCAGCCCCGCGGCGAGAGCCCCUUGAUAAGGAUCGUUCAGGUCAUGAAUCUCGCCAUCAAGAACCGGAAGUUGACGCUCCCCAGGAGCCCUGAUGAUUUAUAUGAGAACACUGAUAAGGCAGAGAGAAUCGCACACACCGGGCAAUUCAGUUUCCUAGACAAGGCCGCUAUCGUCCCAAAGGACUCAAAGCCCGAGCCAUGGAAGGUAUGCUCGGUGACUCAAGUCGAGGAGGUGAAGAUCCUGAUGAGGAUGCUUCCCGUCUUAGCUAGCACAAUCCUACUGAACACGUGCAUGGCCCAGCUCCAAACCUUCUCAGUCCAGCAGGGCCGGUUCAUGGAUCCGCAGCUCGGGCGCCUCAAUGUCCCGACACCUUCGAUCCCCGUCAUCCCGCUUCUCUUUAUGUCGAUCCUAAUCCCUAUCUAUGAGUUCUUCUUCGUCCCAUUUGCCAGAAAGAUAACGGGGCACCCAUCAGGCAUCACUCAGCUCCAGCGCGUUGGAGUCGGUCUAGUCCUUGCUGCAGUCUCAAUGGCCAUUGCCGGGAUCGUGGAGGUGAAGAGACGGGAGAAUUUCCACAAAGGCCAUAAAAUCAGCCUCUUUUGGCUGUCUUUCCAGUACGGGAUAUUCGGGAUCGCCGAUAUGUUCUCUCUGGUAGGAUUACUUCACUUCUUCUAUAAGGAAGCCCCAGUCGGGAUGAGAUCCCUCUCAACUUCGUUCACUUGGUUGUCACUCUCUUUCGGCUACUUCCUCAGUUCCAUCUUCGUUGAUAUCAUCAAUGCCGUGACCAAGAGAGUGACGCACAGCAAGCGUGGAUGGUUGUAUGGUCAAGACAUAAACUCGAACAACCUCAACCUCUUCUACUGGUUCCUAGCUAUCCUCAGCGUACUCAACUUUGGAGCCUACCUCUGUGCUGCUUCGUGGUACAAGUACAGGAAGGAAGAAGCCGACCCGAUGACUCCAAAACCUUUAGUCUCGGAGUCGGAUCCUAAACUGUCUGAUGUCAAGCCUCUCAUCAUGAACGACAGUGCUCGGAAAGUAGCAAGUAAGACCGAUGAUGCCAGCCCUGCCCCUGCCCUUGCUGAUGAUGCGCCGAAGUCAGAAGACAAGGAGACCGAAAAAAUGGCGGUGGAAGAAAAGGCUGCAGCAUAGGCUGUUAGUAUAUAUCAUUUGACAUCGGAAAAACUACAAGGCAACAUUGCUUCUAUGUUUCGGGUGUGCGUCUUAUGAUUUCUUUUAGCACGAGCAUGAUCUUCGAUUGAUAUAAUGUGUGGCGGUGCCUACAUUUAGCAGCUUAACAACACAAGGUUGAUACUACACUAAAUUUUUGCAUAAGCCUCUGUUGUAAUAAUAUGAUCAGUAUGUAUGAUUUUUGUGUGUAAAAGUAUAUGCCUGCCUUAUUGAUAGAUGAAAGAACAACUAGAGGAUAACUUUUCGAGGGUCGUGAAUUCCUGAAUUCGCGAUCUAGUGA
Molecule: messenger RNA, 2351 nt
Organism: Punica granatum (pomegranate)
Lineage: Eukaryota; Viridiplantae; Streptophyta; Magnoliopsida; Myrtales; Lythraceae
Source: RefSeq, a predicted model, not a curated record